Messenger RNA from Suillus fuscotomentosus, 289 nucleotides. RefSeq lists its product as uncharacterized. NCBI's taxonomy places the organism in Eukaryota, Fungi, Basidiomycota, Agaricomycetes, Boletales, Suillaceae. The coding region runs from base 7 to 225 and encodes 72 amino acids. The transcript has a single exon. The record is from RefSeq and is a predicted model, not a curated record.
GGAGAAAUGUCGAUGCUGUGCAUUUCCUUUUUGAGUCACUGUAUGUCGUCGGCGCUGCAGCUUAGGAUCCGACAUGAUAUUGGGUUACAGCCACCCUUCUGUACGCCUGGCAUUACAGGCCACCUCGUCAGAGAGUGUUUAUCAACGUCCAGCCUAGUACCUGACGCUAUUUGGAUAGGGCUUCACAUGCCUUCGCCAUGUUGGGAUGCCAUCUUUCGAUUUUGACUAGUCUGCUUCAGUCACCCCGUUAUCUCUCCUGGACCGAAGCUGGCUCGGCGCUUGAACCUGU